GUCAACAUGGUCAACACAACAGACUUUGUCAUGUGGUGUAUUAUUUUAAACGUUUUCCUCGUUUUUCGCGUUUCUAAUGUUACAGGUCACGUCAUCUGUGAAGAUAGUAAAUCAAUCUUUCAUUGUCGUGAACUUUAAUUACCUCUUUCGUGCCGAGUCAUUCCGCAAAAUAUGAUGAAAUGAGAAAUAACACGGAAUUACUGAGCAGCGAUAGAAGGGCUUUAUUUCUUGGGAUGACUGAAAGGUUUUGAGGCAUGGUUCUAAAUUUAUCCUGAUCCAUCUAAAGAGGUCUCUGGAUUUAGACGAUAGAAACGUAUCGCGUGUAUCGUGAAAGACGCAUGUACAACUUAUUGUUCUAAAUACCUUGGUUACUCCCUGUGAGCACUUAUCAGUUAUCUCUGGACAUCAGCUGUACAGCUGCAUGUAAAAAUGGAAUUAACCGAGAUUAGCAGUACGUUCUUUUCGCAGUGGGUAGAGAGUUCUUCUUCAGAUACAAAACUGCAUAGAGAGGACUCAAAAACCUCUAAAGGAUCCAGGAAAAUAUCAAGAUCGAGAAAAACAUCUAGACAAGAUUCGAGAACUUCUGUCUCCAAACUCUACUUACCAAAGGCAAAAUAUUCUGAAGGUGAAUUUAAAGAAGCCUUACAAAUAUGGAUACAGCAUCCAGAACACGAGGAAACCAUGCAGUUGAAGAAAUUAGUUAGACAAGGUGUCCUUCCCAAACUUAGAUCUGAGCUGUGGAAGGAUUCUAGCGGUGGAGCUGACAUCAUUUUCAACUCUCCUCACUAUUAUGAAGAAAUGAUCGAUGACAUGGGUAUUCAAGUACCCUCCAGUAUUCCUUCAACUAUUUUCAGUGGAAACAGAAAUGUUCCUUCAUACCUAUUAUCACCAGAUGGAGAGAAGACCUGUCUAAAACUCCUUUAUAUCUUGUCUCAUAUGCAUCCAGAUAUCCAAUAUGCUCCUUUAGUUCCACCAUUAACAUCUCUGUUUCUUCAUUUCAUGGAGGAAAAUCUCUGUUAUACUUGUAUGUCCGCUAUAGUGAAUUCUCAUCGCUCUAUGUUGGACCAAAGUCAGAGAGCAUUUGCUGUGAUGGCAAAGACAUUCCAAGAUUCUUUGAAGUCUUAUUUUAUGCCAUCUUACAAGCAGAUCAAGGAAUUCAUUGAAACAGCAAAGGGAGAGCAGUUGCCUAAGAACACCAUUCUCAUUCCUGAUUGGCUUAUCUGGAUGUUCCAUUACAUCGAUUUCUGGACACUGGUUUACAUUGUUGAUAGUUUUGUUGUCCAAGGACCCAAAGUUUUUGUGCGUGUUGGUUUGAUUGUAUUCAAUCAGUUUGCAAAGUUCAUAGAACAGGAAGCAGAAGUAUCAGAAAAUGGAAACCUAGAGGAUCUGUUUAAACAGUUUGCAUCACUAAUGCCUUUGAGGGGAUACAAACUUCUUCAGGCAGCUUUCAGAAUUCGAGGUCUUUCAAGGAAACAACUAGAAAGACUGAAAAGUAAAAAUAUAACUUUACUUGAAAAUGGAUUGUUGGAUGUUCCUCAACAGACCUGGACACCAGUUCAGACUCUGACAGUGUUUGUAGUUAAAGGUUCCAACUUGCUGUCGUUACAAGAGUGGGAGUUGCUGUCAUCUUGGCUACCGGAAAGGUUACGCAUUAAAAGACCUGUUUGCUUGUUCACUACAGACACUGAUGGAUGCAGUAUAAGAACUUUGUACAACAAGUGUGAGGGUGACGAGGAGACAGUACUUCUAGUCAAAUCAUCUGUUGGUGAGAUCAUUGGAGGCUUUGCCACUGCCAGCUGGAGCGAAAGAAGAGCAGGACACAGAACUCUUACAUAUUUUGGCACUGGGGAAAGUUUUGUUUUUCGGCUGAGUCCCAGGCCUGUUAGAUAUUUAUGGAAAGGACUACAGAAGAAGGGCCCUGGUACCAAGGAUUUGUUCAUGGCUGGAGAUGACAAAUGUCUCAUGAUUGGGGGAGGGGGUGAUAAUGCCAUUUGGUUGGAUAAUGAGCUUUGCAGGGGGCACAGUGGUCCAUCUGAGACAUUUGGCAAUGAACAACUCACUGAGACUCAAGAUUUCCUUUGUACAAGAGUUGAAGUGUUUGGUUUUUUUUCAGAAAGCUGAUCACUGCUCAGCACUAUGACAGCUAAUUAGUAUAUAUAUAAAUUUGUAGAUGUCACUCAUACAUAUUAUCAUUUUACUGUUAUCUGUGACAUGAUAAUUUUCAGAGUUAAUCAAACUAGUAUUUGCCAACAAAAACAAUAUUUAGUUUGAUCUACUAGGUAGCUUUUGUUUCCAAAAUGGAAAAACAAUUAUGUGAAUUUUUUCGCAAACUCUUUAUCAGGUAAUACUCACAUUAGAUCCUUCUGGAGCCCUUAAAAUGUUUUAAGCAAAAAUCAUAUAUUAUGUUAAAUUUUAAUUAUGACAACUAUGUGGCAAAUGCGGCUUUCUGUUACAGCUGUAAAAUUAUAGUGUAAACAUGCAGUUUUAUAAAGCAAGGCUUAUUAAAACCCAAAGCUUGAUUUUAUCAAUAAUUGAAUUUUAGAAUUUUUUAAUUAUUUAUUAGAUAUUAUACAGUGAUAUCUUGAGUAUCUCUCAAAGAACUUGUUUGAUUAAUUUAUGAUGUGAAUGUGGAAAUCAGAAUUGAAAUACAGCGGUAUGCAAGAAAUGAGAUUUCCUACCAAACCAUUUUAUUUUACUUUAAAAAACUUGAAAAUUCUAUUAAGUUUUAUUUGUUUGGUAUAAAUUUAUGAAAUUCAUAUGAGUAUGCAGUAUGAUUAGAUAGAUGACUGGUUCCUCUUGGAAAUUAUUACUGUAACAGUACCGUUGUAUGAGAUAUUAGUAAAUUUUCUACUCCUGGGUGUGUUUAAGAAAAUCUUAUUGAAUUGAAUCAGUGUUGUUUCAGGGGUUGCUUAUGUAACUGUAGAUUUCAAUGUUGGAUUACAUGUAGUCCCAAACAUUGAAACUUGGUACUAGGUUCUUUUUUUAAUUUUUUUUUAAAGGGGAUUUAGAGGAAUGUUUCGUAUACAUGUUCUAAAAAACUUUUGUAGGUGUUAAGCAUUUAACUGUAUCAUUUUCAGCUGAAAUGAAUUAAAACCACGUUCAUUUCCAUUUGAA
Messenger RNA from Stylophora pistillata, 3114 nucleotides. Its product is annotated as TBC1 domain family member 24. NCBI's taxonomy places the organism in Eukaryota, Metazoa, Cnidaria, Anthozoa, Scleractinia, Pocilloporidae. The record is from RefSeq and is a predicted model, not a curated record.